This is a messenger RNA of Moneuplotes crassus, 985 nucleotides long. The record is from the annotation of a GenBank genome assembly. Lineage: Eukaryota; Ciliophora; Spirotrichea; Euplotida; Euplotidae.
UAGCUGUUUAUCUGUUUUCAGUUUCGAUAGAGCACCCAUUUCUGUAUCGCUCCUGAUCAUGGUUGCUGGUAGCAAGCUGUGAUCCCUAAGCAUCAAUAGUUAGACAUGUCAAGCUCUUCCUUAGUGUUGGUCACCAAGGCAUAUUGGGUUCUAAGUAGAGACCAUUAUCUCGAUUCCGGUGAAAAUUCACCUAAUCUAACUACUUUGACUAAAUUUGCUCACUAACAAAGAAGAAGAUUUUUGGAAAUUAUGUUAUAGAAAAGUGGUGACCAGCACUACUUUUCCUUAUAAAUUAUUAAGAAAAAGGCUCCUAGCCAUCAGUCUAGGCAUGAUGCCUGAAGGCAUUUCUCCUCCUGCUCAAGAUUUCGGAGCUCAAGGUCAGGUCAUACUUCUCUGCCAGCCUCUGAGCAAAUUUGGACAUACUAGAUUUCACUUUUUGUCUUCCAGAACUGUGAAUUCCAGAUCUGCUAUGAGUGUAUUUCUGAGAAGAAAAGUCUCUCAUAGAAGGAGUUCUAGUCUCCAUGAGAGAGUAAGUUUCUCUCUCUGGAGAUAUCCUCAUUCUGAGAGCUCUCUUCUGAGUAGUCACUGGCAUAGUGGGAAGAGGAGCCUGGUCCUCUUUGACGCUAGAACAUUCAGUAUCGUAAUCAGCAAGAUUAUCUUCCAAAGACUUUCUCUUCAAAAUGCUCUUUCCAAUAACCUUGGAGGCAGUAGCUGCCUUGAACUGAAUAUUUCUGAUCUCUUUGGUAGUAGGAGCCUUCAAAAACUCCUUGACAAGGAUGCUCUUGGCCCAUUUGACUCUUGGCUUGGUCUUAGUUGUUUCACUGACUUCAGGUCUGAUAAUGACCUGUUGGUCAAGUCUUGGCUCGAAGUUGGAUGACAAGGAGCUAUUUUCGUUGUAUUUAGAGCAAUAUGCUCUUCUGUAGAUAUUUCUUGAUCCACUCAUGUUUUAAUAGUAAGGUUUAAAUUAAUUAUUAAAUUCCAUUAA